AACCGCCGUUCGCAGUUCGAAGUCAUAAGAAACCCUAAUUUACAGUUCGGCGAAGCGCAGCGGCGGCAAUGGCGACAGUACCGGGGCCUUUGAUUUGGGAGAUAGUGAAGAAGAACAACUCUUUUCUCGUGAAGCAGUUCGGUAGAGGAACUGCCGGCGUUCAGUUUAGCAAAGAGAGCAACAACCUGUACAAUCUCAACUCCUUCAAACACUCGGGUUUGGCAAACAAGAAAACAGUGACCAUUCAACCUGCCAAGGAUCAAUCUGUGCUGCUUGCGACAACUAAGACUAAGAAGCAGAGCAAGCCUGCAAGCUUGCUUCACAAGUCUGUCAUGAAAAAGGAGUUCCCCAGGAUGGUCAAGGCAGUGGUAAAUCAGGUUGGAGAUAACUACUACAGGCCAGAUCUAAAGAAAGCAGCUCUUGCAAGGUUGAGUGCUGUGAACAGGAGUCUUAAGGUUGCCAAGUCUGGUGUCAAGAAGAGGAACAGGCAGGCAAUGAAGAUCCGAGGCAGAAAGUGACUGAGAGGAUGAAUCAGUUGUAUUCUGCUGUUUUAAUCUUUACUCUGGCCACAUAAAAUUUCCCCAGUUUUUCAAAUUGUUUGUUGUCUUGCAACAUAUGGAUUUAUUUCGUUGGUGACUAUUGUCUAGAUUUUGAAACGAAUGUAUGGAUUGAGGAUUUGCUUUUCUUUUCAUGGAAAAAUAUAGAAAAACAUUGUAGUGGAAUCUUUAUUGUUGUGAAAAUCCUUCCAGACCAUUUCUUCAUUCUAGUAUGUAAUAUCUCUGACA
Rubroshorea leprosula is the source of this 785-nucleotide messenger RNA. The record is from the annotation of a GenBank genome assembly. NCBI's taxonomy places the organism in Eukaryota, Viridiplantae, Streptophyta, Magnoliopsida, Malvales, Dipterocarpaceae.